Molecule: messenger RNA, 1881 nt
Organism: Protopterus annectens (West African lungfish)
Lineage: Eukaryota; Metazoa; Chordata; Ceratodontiformes; Protopteridae
Product: extracellular calcium-sensing receptor-like
Exons: 4
Coding region: 1-1881 (626 amino acids)
Biological process (GO): G protein-coupled receptor signaling pathway
Cellular component (GO): membrane
Molecular function (GO): G protein-coupled receptor activity
Source: RefSeq, a predicted model, not a curated record
AUGGGUUCACCUUGCGGGACCAGUUUAGCAAAUACAGUUAUGGCUUAUUGGGAAGAUCAAUACUUAUUUAAAAAUGCCGAAUGGGCUCCCUACAUUAAGUAUUAUACUCGUUUCCUCGACGAUAUCUUCAUCUUAUUUGAAGGAGAUAAAAAUAUAGGGGUUAAAUUCCUACAUUACCUUAACAACACUACGGAAUUUUUUAGAUUCACAUCCAACUUUCAGAAUGACUCCAUUGAUUAUUUGGAUGUGAAUUUAUCAAAAGACUACGUUAAUAAACAAUAUUUUUCUAAGAUACAUAGGAAAACAACUUUUUGUAACUCGUACCUCCAUUACACUAGCCUUCAUCCAACUAGUCAAAAGAAAGGUAUUGUGAAAGGUCAGCUAAUUCGAGCAGCUCGAAUGACUACAUACUUUAGUGAUUUCGAGCUUGAAUGCAACCUCCUUACAGACUUCUUUUGUGAAAGAGGCUAUCCUUGUGAUUUUGUUGAUGAGAUAGUCCAGGAAGUGAGGUACAAAAGAAUUAACGGUACUAUAUUACCCAUUCUUAACCAGACCAGUGAUAGAGGAGCUGAAGUAACCUUUAAGGCAAAUCAGGACAUCUUAUUAGAAGAAGUAGACAUGGAGCUUUUGCACUAUCUCAGAAAAGUGUCUUUUAUAAACAGCAACAAUGAAGAAAUAUUCUUUGACAAGAAUGGUGAUCCCCCUGCCUUGUAUGACAUCCUAAACUGGCAGAUAUCACUUGAGGGGUCUAUUCAGUUAAUAGAAAUUGGGCGUUUUGACUCCAAAGACUCACAGGGUCACUAUUUGCAAAUCAACACCAGCAAAAUAAUAUGGAAUGGAUAUUAUAACCAGAUUCCACCCUCAAGAUGUUCUGAGGAUUGUAUUCCAGGGUACAGGAAAGCUGUUCAACAAGGUCAACCUAUUUGUUGUUUUGUCUGUAUUUUAUGUUCUGAAGGGGAAAUUAGCAACAACAGUGGUUCCUCUGAAUGCUUCAAAUGCCCACUUGAGAAGUGGCCUAACAAAAGACAAGAUAAAUGCCUUCAAAAAUCAACUGAAUUCCUUACCUUUGGAGAGCCAUUAGGAAUCAUAUUGGCUAUAGCUGUGGCUGUGAGUGCACUGGCUUCCAUUGCAGUUCUCCUCAUUAUUGUCAAGUGCAGAGAUACACCUGUGGUUAAGGCCAACAACCGGGACCUCAGCUACCUUCUAUUGCUGUCCAUGACUCUAUGCUUGCUUUGUUCUCUUAUUUUUCUUGGCGAACCAAGUCAAGUAACAUGCACUAUCCGUCAAGUUACAUUUGGGAUGACGUUUGUGCUUUCUGUCUCCUGUGUACUGGCUAAAACUAUUAUGGUCAUCAUUGCUUUCAAUGCUACAAAUCCAAACAGCAAUGUAAGGAAGUGGAUUGGGCCUAAAUUGCCCUAUGUGGCAGUGUCUGUCUGCAUAUUGUUUCAGCUGCUCAUCUCUGUUACAUGGCUAAGCAUUUUUCCACCCUUUCCAGAAAAGAACAUGAGUGCAAACCCUGGGCUGAUAGUGGUGGAAUGCAAUGAAGGCUCUGCCACUGCUUUCUGGUGCAUGCUGGGAUAUGUGGGCAUUCUGAAUUUUAUAAGCUUUGUAGUGGCUUUUCUCUCAAGAAACCUUCCUGAUAGCUUUAAUGAAGCUAAGUACAUCACUUUUAGCACAUUUGUCUCUGUCAGCGUUUGGCUGUCAUUUGUUCCAGCUUACUUGUCCACAAAAGGGAAAUACAUGGUAGCAGUUGAAGUGUUUGCUAUUUUAUCUUCUAACAUAAGUUUGCUUACUUGCAUAUUUCUUCCAAAACUAUACAUCAUUGUUCUGAAACCAUAUAUGAACACAAAAGAAUAUCUGAUGAAGAAACAUAGAGUUUAA